Diachasmimorpha longicaudata is the source of this 1166-nucleotide messenger RNA. Its product is annotated as vacuolar protein sorting-associated protein 26C. Gene Ontology annotation, biological process: intracellular protein transport. The record is from RefSeq and is a predicted model, not a curated record. Gene Ontology annotation, cellular component: endosome. The transcript has 5 exons. Lineage: Eukaryota; Metazoa; Arthropoda; Insecta; Hymenoptera; Braconidae. The coding region runs from base 16 to 1026 and encodes 336 amino acids.
AAGGCUAUCAGUAGUAUGACCCUCACCCGGUCAGGAGAGUCAUGUGGUGAGAAUGGCGCAGACAACUGUCAAACACUGUUUCUAUGGGCUAUUAAUUUAAGGAUAUUGGAAGAUUCGACGAAAAUGUCUAUUAAUUUGGAUGUAAGACUGAAGCGAGCUAGUAAAAUCUAUCACGAAGGAGAAACAGUCACUGGAUUACUUCUGCUCCAAACGAAUUCUGAAGUCAAACAUGAUGGAAUCUCGCUGACAAUGGAAGGAUCUGUCAACUUGCAGUUGAGUUCUAAAAAUGUGGGAAUUUUUGAAGCUUUUUACAACUCAGUGAAGCCCAUCCAACUGGUGCAAUAUACUCUAGCAGUGGCUCCAGCUGGAAAAAUUCCCAGUGGAAAAACUGAAAUCCCCUUCGAGCUGCCCCUGAAACCUCGUGGAUCGAGAACUCUGCACGAAACUUAUCACGGAGUUUUCGUCAAUAUUCAGUAUGUCAUACGAUGUGACAUAAAACGGAGUUUCCUUGCCAAGGACGUUAGCAAGUCCCUAGAAUUUAUGGUAGAGAAUAAAUUGGGACUGCCCAAGGAGAUUUCAGUGUCGAAUAAAACCGUCAACUUCAAGAUAAUGCCAGAGUCACUACAGAAUAUUCGGGACCGAGCCAAUGUCCCUCGUUUCUGCAUCACUGGGAAAAUCAAUUCGGUCAUUUGCAAACUCUCUGAGCCACUCACUGGAGAGGUAGUGAUUGAACGUUGUGAGACAACGAUCAAGUCUAUUGAACUGCAACUAGUGAGGGUGGAAACGUGUGGCUGUGCUGAGGGAUACUCUAGGGAUGCAACCGAAAUCCAGAAUAUACAGAUCGGCGAAGGGAAUGUUUGCAUUGGUCUGCCGAUACCUAUUCAUAUGAUAUUUCCCAGGUUAUUUACCUGCCCAACAUUGAGCACAAGUAAUUUCAAAAUUGAAUUCGAAGUAAAUUUGAUCGUCGUCUUCGAAGAUGAUUACCUCGUCACAGAGAAUUUUCCGAUAAUCCUCGGGCGUUACUGAACAUCGUUAACGAUUUUAUAAAUUCUAAUAAAUCUACAGAGAUUAUUUGUGUAAAAAUGUACAUUAUAAGAUUGAUAUCAUUUUCUCCUGCGCUAUAAACCAUGGGUAAUAAAGAUACUCAUUAAAAAAGGCUUUAAAAA